AUGGAUCCCUUGGCAUCGAAUUUUCGGGGAGAGACAGUCCUCCUUUUUGGGUCACAGUCGCUAUCCUUUGAUGCAAAUACAUUCAAUGCUAUCCGGUCAAGCCUAGAGAAAGAGGAAUACCUCAGGUGGAUUCGCCAUACGGUGGCAGACCUCCCAAGCGCACUGAACACUGCAUUACAGCAUGUUCCCCAUCUAAAAGGCAGCGAAGAAUGGGCUUUUUCUGCGGUGCAGGAGCUAAAUGACUGGCUCGACUCCGGUCAUCAACCGAAUUCGCUGGAUCCGUCAGCAUUACCAAACACUAUCCUGACCCCCCUAGUCGUUAUACUGCAUCUGAGUCAGUAUAUGAAAUAUCUCAUAUCUGCCAAUGAUUAUCAGGACGAUACUUUGCUCUCUAAAAGACAGCAGGAGACCUGCGAGACACUGGGAUUAUGUACAGGACUUCUCAGCUCCUUAGCGGUAUCAAGCAGCAGGACGAGAUUACAGCUAGAGAGGUACGGGUCAGUUGCUAUUCGCUUGGCCAUGUUGAUAGGACUUAUUGUUGAUGCUCGUGAUCGAUCGACUUCUCAUGGGCCGUCUCAGUCAACCGCGGCUUUGUGGCAUUCUGAAGAGCAGAAGGAGAAAUUGCUGGAAAUUCUAGCAGCAAAUCCAGAGGCAUAUAUCUCAGUUUAUUAUGACCAGAAUCGAGCAACAAUUACCAUUCCAACCGCUCAGACUGCCACAAUCCGCAAAGAUCUAGCUUCCGCUGGACUGACUACAACAGAAAUCGGUCUUCGAGGACGAUUCCACUGGAGUGGGCAUGAAGCAGAGGUUGAUCAACUGAUCAAACUUUGCGACAUCGACAAGAGAUUCCAAUUCACACAAAAGACAGCUCUUGUGCUCCCGAAUCGGUCAUUUGACAGUGAGCCACAUGUCCACCAAGGACCUUUGCAUGCGAUGGCCUUAUGGUCCAUUCUGGUAAAUCCUCCAGAAUGGCAAAAGACGGUUAGCGCAGUCUAUGCCUCCACUCUGGUCAGCACUACCGCGAAGGUAGUUUCUUUUGGACAAGAACGCUGUGUACCACCGACCAUCUUACAGAACCUGGACUCGCGGGUCUUUUAUAUGGGAGACCUGGAGAAAACAUCCUCUCCCCGCCCAAGGGGUGACGACAUUGCCAUUGUUGGGGCGUCAAUUAAGGUCGCCGGAGCAGAUGACCUCGAAGAAUUCUGGGAAAUCCUUUCAAAGGGAAUUUCACAGCACAAGGAAGUGCCGCCAGAGCGAUUUACUUUUGACACUGUUUAUCGCGAUCGCGACCCGAAAACGAAGUGGUAUGGCAAUUUCCUAAAUGAUCCCGACAAAUUCGAUCACAAAUUCUUCAAGAAGUCACCAAGAGAGGCCGAAUCUAUGGAUCCACAGCAACGUUUACUACUACAGAUCGCUUAUCAGGCCCUUGAAAAAGGGGGGUAUUUUCACAAUGCAGGCCCAGAUCAGCGUAUUGGAUGCUAUAUGGGUGUUUGUGCUGUUGACUAUGAGAACAAUCUCGCUUGUUACGCACCAAAUGCUUUCACAGCCACUAGCCAUCUGCGUGGGUUUAUUGCAGGCAAGGUUAGUCACUAUUUUGGUUGGACUGGUCCUGCCUUAACUAUUGAUACUGCUUGUUCCUCCUCAGCGGUCGCAGUACACCUGGCCUGUCAAGCUAUCUUAAAAGGUGAAUGCACAGCGGCACUAGCUGGUGGAACCCAGAUUCUUACAAGUCCGCUAUGGUUCCAAAACUUAGCAGGCGCGUCUUUUCUGAGCAAGACAGGUCAGUGUAAGCCGUUUGACAGUAAAGCUGACGGCUAUUGCCGUGGUGAAGCUGUGGGAGCAGUUUUUUUGAAGAAGAUGAGUGCUGCGCUUGCUGAUGGAGAUCAAAUACUGGGUGUUAUUUCUGGGACAGCGGUUCAGCAGAAUGAGAACUGCACCCCAAUCGUGGUCCCAAAUAAGCCAUCAUUAUCUGAUAUGUUUCAGUCAGUUAUUGAAAAGGCUCGCCUUCAACCAGACCAUAUCACCGUUGUCGAAGCCCACGGCACAGGUACAGCAGUUGGUGAUCCUGUAGAGUAUGCGAGUGUUCGAGAUACGCUUGGAGGGUCAAAGCGUACAAAGAAGUUAUUUCUCGGUUCCGCAAAAGGCCUCGUGGGGCACUGCGAGUCUGCAUCCGGAAUAAUUUCGCUCGUCAAGGUCCUGCUCAUGAUACAGAAGGGAAUGAUCCCACCGCAAGCUAGCUUUAAUACUUUGAAUCCAGCCACGAAGGCGACCCCUGCAGAUGGGAUUGAAAUCUCACGGCAACUAACCGAGUGGAAUGCGCCUUUCCGUGCUGCGCUCAUCAAUAACUACGGCGCAUCAGGCUCAAACGCUUCAAUGGUUAUCACUCAAGCUCCACGAGCUACUACGACUAUUCCAGGGGGCAAUGAGAUGGAACGAGUGCCUUUUUGGUUUAGUGCACUGAACGAGAAAAGUCUUCAGGCAUAUGCAGCGGAAUUCCUGAAGUACCUCAAAGCAAAUCAUGGGCAGCUAUCUUUGCCGGACCUUGGGUUUAAUGUGUCCCGUCAGUCCAAUCGCUCUCUUCCUCGUAGGCUCUUGUUCACCUGCCAAUCUACCAACGAACUUCAGCAGCGGUUAGAGGAGUAUGUAAAGGGCGAUUCAAAGACAUCUUCUAGCGAAUGUCCAGCAACACGGCCGCUAGUUCUCUGUUUUGGUGGGCAGGUUUCAACAUUCAUAGGACUGAGCCGUCAAGUAUAUGAGGACGUCGCUCUCUUACGUGGACAUCUUAACUCCUGCAAUCGUCGCUGUCUAGCUUUGGGAUUGAGAGGCAUUUUCCCAGCAAUAUUCCAAAAAGGUCCAAUAGAAGACAUCGUCACUCUACAGUUGAGUCUAUUCGCCAUGCAGUACUCUUGUGCCAAAAGCUGGAUUGAUGCUGGUGCUCAACCCGUCGCUGUUCUGGGCCAUAGCUUCGGAGAACUGACAGCGCUUUGUGUCUCGGGUGUCUUGUCUCUUGAUGAUGCUCUACGUAUGAUUGCUGCUCGUGCACAAAUAAUCAGAGAUAGCUGGGGUUCCGACGGCGGUAGUAUGAUGGCUUUGGAAGCAGACUUGGAUGUUGUGCAAAAGCUCUUGGCUACAUCUAAUGCCAAUCUUCCUGAAAACGAAGUCGCAGUAAUUGCAUGCUACAACGGCCCUAGAAGCUUUACAAUUGCUGGUCCAAGGCGCGCAAUUGAUGCGCUAGAUACAUCUCGACAGGCAAGCCCAGAAUUUGCCAGCAUUAAAGCUAAGCGGCUUGAUGUUACCAAUGCCUUCCAUUCAACCCUUGUUGAACCAUUGCGAAAUAAGCUGACCGAAGCUACCAAGGAGCUAAAUUUCAGGGAGCGUGGUACUAUUCACUUGGAACGUUCUACAGAGACACGCUCAGAAAAGCUCAUAGACAACCCCGGCUCGUAUGUUGCCGAUCAUAUGCGCAACCCAGUAUUUUUCCAUCACGCUUUACAGAGACUUGAUAACCAGUUCCCCAACGCAAUUUAUCUCGAGGCUGGAUCGAGUUCUACAAUCACCAAUAUGGCCAGCCGAGCUUUGGGAGGUUCAGGAGGAAGACAUUUCCAAGCCAUGAGCAUCACGACAGACAAAGGGUUGGAUAACCUUAUCGACGCUACUAUGAGCCUAUGGAAUGCUGGACUGAAUGUUCGCUUCUGGAAGCAAGCCUUUGUGGAAACAGAAAAUUACAAACCUCUGUUACUGCCUCCGUAUCAGUUUGAGAAAUCCCGACACUGGCUUGAGCUCAAAGAGCCGCCCAAACCUGAGAUUAUCACAAUGUCCGCCGGUGGGCAGCGAACAGACAAGGCACCAGAUACUAUUUUGAGCUUCGUUGGAUACCAAGAUUCAAAUAAAUCGCACGCCCGGUUUCGACUUAACACCGAAAACCGUGAGUACCAGGAGCUCAUGAAGGCGCAUCUUAUUGUAUAUACUGCGCCUAUCUGCCCAGCGACAGUCCAAAUGGACAUCGCUAUUGAGGGUCUUAAGACCCUGGUACCGGGAAUUGGGUCCGAAGUUCAACCUCAAAUCCAUAACGUCGAUAACCAGACACCCAUCUGUGCCGAUAAAUCACAGUCCAUAUGGCUUGAUAUGAAACUUGCUGAUGAGCCGAGUAAAAUUAGCUGGCGUUUCCGGUUCUUCGGCACAAGCCUUGAUAACGAUAAAAUGCCUUCAAACAAGCAAGCGGAUGCCGGUGUGACUUUCACCCUUGGUACCUUGGUGGUUGUCCCAAUGGAGGAUGAGCAAACCAAGCUUGAUCUAACCCGCUAUGAUUUACUCACUGGCCACAAGCGCUGUGUCGAACUGUUGCACAGCACCGAAGCCGAGGAGAUUCUACAGGGACGCACUAUCUACAAGACUUUCGCUGAUAUCGUGGACUAUGGUGAGCAAUACAGAGGACUUCAGAGAUUGAUUGGUCAUGGCAACAACUCCGUGGGGAGAGUGGUACGCGCCUACAAUCCGAAGACCUGGUUUGAUGCACAUUUGUCCGAUGCCUAUGCUCAAGUCGUCGGUAUCUGGUUGAACUGUAUGACGGAACAUGAUGCAGAAGAAUUAUACGUUGCACGAGGCUUCGAAAAGUGGAUCCGCUCUCCUGAUAUCCAGCCGACGAGCAGACCUGACAGUUAUGAUGUUCUAGCCUACCACAAGGGACCUAGCAGGAACUCCUGCUUGUCUGAUAUCUUCGUCUUCCAUCCAAAGACUGGUCAACUCAUUGAGGCAAUUUUGGGCUUUCAAUUUGUUAGAAUACCACGAAAAGGUUUGGCAAAACUGCUUACUCGAUUGACCCGCGAUGAGACAGCAUUGGCGACCAACGCCCAGUCCAGGGCAAUUCCCCCACCAUCAACAAAUACAACACAAUCUUCCUCUCAGCAGACACCUAUACCCAAAGCGGCUGCUCCGAAAAAAGAGAAAAAACGUCCGGGAAACCCCAAAUUAGAUGUUUUGCCAAAGCUCAUUACGAUCCUGGCGGACUUGGUGGGACUGGAACCAGAAGAGAUCACCAUCAACAGUGAGCUAGCCGAUAUUGGGGUUGACUCUCUAAUGGCCAUGGAGGUUGUGACAGAGAUUGAACGCGUGUUCUCGUGUUCAGUUCCCUUGGAUGAUGUAGCCGAUGUCACAACCAUGAGUCAACUAGUUCGUGUUGUCGAAUCGAUAGUGGGCAUGGAAGGGAGCGAAACUAGCAACCUAUCUUCUGAUGAUGAUGACGAAAAUGGCACACCAUCUACCCCAGAAACGGACUUAAGUGAUGCUUCUGUUGAUGCUGUCGUUGAUAAUGCGGAAUUGAUCGCAUAUUUUGCUGAAAGCCUCGGCAUGGAUGCUAGUGAAAUAUCGGCAAACGUUCAAUUGAAAGAGCUGGGAGUGGAUUCUUUGCUCUCCAUGGAGCUAGGAGGAGAACUAGUUGAAAAGUUUGGCUUAAAUCUGAACGAAUCCACUGUUCUCGAGGAUAUGACAAUCAACGACCUUCGCCAGACGGCACCUGGAGCUGCUGCGCCUAAAGUUGCUGAAUCUACCAUCACUUCCGCGCCGCAAGUGACAACUUCAAAAGCUGUUCCCUUGACGAACGGGACAUCCUUUAAUAUUCCUGUUGAGACCAUCUUGUCAGCCUUCAAAGAGACAAAAGCAGCUGGAGAUAGCUUCAUAACUGCCACCGGAUGUCGCGGAUAUGUCGAGCAGGUGUUACCAGAACAGACUUUACUAUGCGCUUUACACACUCUUGAAGCUUUUGAAAAAAUGGGCUCAUCAAUUCGAACACUUAAAGCUGGUGAUACUAUGACGCUGUUCACGCCCCGACCUGAAUAUGUUUCACUUAUAGAACGUCUGACAGAGAUGCUGGAGACUCAAAUUGGACUGAUCAAGGUGAUUGGUGGCCCAGGUCUCACCAUUGAGCGAACACAGACUCCGUAUCCGACGGCUUCCAGUACAGUUUUAAUGCAGGAAAUGCGACAGAAGUACCCCCAGUACCAAAACGUGAAUGAGUUGAUAUUCUACGUUGGUUCCAAUCUUGACCGAGCCCUCCGCGGCGAGACUGAUGGUAUUAAAUUAAUUUUCGGCUGCGCUCAAGGACGAGAACUCGUAUCUGGGCUUUACGGUGACUGGAUCAUGAACAUUUGCUAUUACCGACAGAUGGAAGAUUUCCUCAUACGACUUAUUGCUAAACUCCCCUCAAACGAGCCACUGCGGAUACUCGAGAUGGGUGCUGGCACAGGAGGAACAUCGAAGUGGCUCCUUCCUCUCUUGGCUCGACUUGGUUGCCCGGUUGAGUAUACAUUUACGGACCUGGCACCAUCACUUGUAGCAGGAGCACGCAAGACAUUCAAACAGUAUGCCUCCUUCAUGAAAUUCCGAGCACACGACAUUGAGCAGGAACCUGCGGAAGAUCUUCUCGGAACGCAGCAUAUGGUUGUGGCGAGCAAUGCUGUCCAUGCAACUGUCAGCCUUGUCGAAUCGGCUAAAAAGCUGAGGAAAGUUUUGAGACCGAAUGGAAUUCUCAUGAUGCUGGAGAUGAUUGAGCCCCUAUAUUGGAUUGACAUGAUCUUUGGUUUGUUCGAAGGCUGGUGGCUAUUCGCAGAUGGACGCAAGCAUGCUCUAACCCCACCCGCGCGCUGGAAGACAGAUUUGCAGGCUGCAGGCUUCGGGCGAGUAGACUGGUCUGAUGGCAAUCUGCCAGAAAAUAGCAUCAACAAAGUCAUCAUUGCCGUCGCCUGCGAGCCUGAAAAGCCCGAAGAGCUUGACAGAAAAAGUGUUGUGGAUGAAUUUGUCCACAAAUAUACUCAGGGAGUCGACCUUCUUUCUCCAGCUAUCAGGGUAAACCGGAAGUCGUUAGGCCAUGCUGUGCUUGUCACAGGGGGUACUGGCAGUGUUGGAGCCCAUGUCGUUGCGCAUCUUGCUCAACAGCCCUUCGUCACAAAGGUUAUUUGUCUGAACCGUCGUGGCAAGCUCGAUGCGCGCCAAAGGCAACUAGAAUCCCUUGCCCAGAAAGGCUUACAAUUGUCUGAUGAGAGUCUUGCAAAAAUUCAAGUCUACGAAACUGACCUCUCUAAGCCACAGCUUGGAUUAUCGCCAGAAAUGUACCUUUCUUUGCUGGAAUCUACUACAGAUAUUAUUCACAAUGCUUGGCCUAUGAGCAUCAAGCGCCAAGUACAAGGUUUUGAGGCUCAAUUUCGCAUCAUGCGCAAUUUGAUCGAGUUUGCUCGCGACAUUUCUCUCGGCGGGGGUGAUCCUCUUGGAUUCCAAUUUAUAUCCUCCAUUGCGACUGUAGGUCACUAUCCACUCUGGAAGCAAGAGAUCCGUGUUCCCGAAGACCGCUUGCCGCUUGAUGCAGUUCUUCCCAUCGGAUAUGGUGAUGCUAAAUAUAUUUGCGAGUUGAUGCUGGACAAAACAUUGCACACAUACCCCCACCGAUUCCGCGUUUCGACUGUACGAUUGGGACAAGUCGGUGGAUCUAAGAUUUCAGGUUAUUGGAAUCCAGUCGAACACCUUUCUUUCCUAUUCAAAUCGGCACAGACAAUCCAACAACUUCCUGAUUUACAUGGACCGCUCUCCUGGACCCCUGUUGAUGAUGUCGCCAAAUCCCUAGUCGAUCUUCUCUUCACUGAAAAGCCAUACCCUGUCUAUCACAUUGAAAACCCGAUUACUCAACCCUGGCAAGAAAUGAUUCCCAUUCUGGCAGAUGCCUUGGGCAUCCCACGUGGAAAUCGCCUGUCCUUGAAAGAUUGGGUCGCUCGUGUGCGUGAAUUCCCAGAAGAUCCUACAGAUAAAGAUAAGAAUCCUGCUACUGCAUUAGUCGAUUUCUUUGAACAAGACUUUGAACGCAUGUCAGUCGGUGGUCUGUUACUUGAUACUACAAAGAGUCGGGAGCAUUCCCCAUCUCUCCGAGCUGUUGGGCCGAUAACCCCAGACCUUGUGCGAAAGUUUAUUUCUUACUGGAGGAGUAUCUCUUUUGUUGCCUGAUUAAACGGUGAAUAAGAAGCCCUGGAAGGCAUGCGUGGAAUCUGAGACUAGUUACUAUAUUGCGUUGGAUAGCUUUUUUGUAAUUUUUCGUGUUCUUAGUCUAUCCUAGUUUCAUCACUUAGAAUAUCAAGAUAUGACCUGAAUAUAUUCAGUAUAAGUUCGUGUUUAUUAUUGAGAAGAAACCUUCAAGA
This is a messenger RNA of Talaromyces stipitatus ATCC 10500, 8177 nucleotides long. RefSeq names its product polyketide synthase, putative. Bases 1 to 7986 code for a protein of 2661 amino acids. Gene Ontology annotation, molecular function: phosphopantetheine binding; 3-oxoacyl-[acyl-carrier-protein] synthase activity. The transcript is spliced from 2 exons. Gene Ontology annotation, biological process: fatty acid biosynthetic process. The record is from RefSeq and is a predicted model, not a curated record. Lineage: Eukaryota; Fungi; Ascomycota; Eurotiomycetes; Eurotiales; Trichocomaceae.